Messenger RNA from Morus notabilis, 1968 nucleotides. RefSeq names its product pentatricopeptide repeat-containing protein At2g01740. Bases 1 to 1647 code for a protein of 548 amino acids. The record is from RefSeq and is a predicted model, not a curated record. Gene Ontology annotation, molecular function: protein binding. The transcript has a single exon. NCBI's taxonomy places the organism in Eukaryota, Viridiplantae, Streptophyta, Magnoliopsida, Rosales, Moraceae.
AUGGUCAGAGAAACUCUCCAAUUCUUCGCCCACCUGCGAAGGACUUCCCGUUUCCCAACUCCUUUCACCUUCAACAAGCUUCUCCACCACCUCACCAGCGCCAAUUGCGGCGAUCUCUCUCUCAAAAUCCUCUCCCAUUUCCUCACCAAACGGUACGUUCCUCACCCUUCUUCCUUCAAUUCCGUCCUCUCUUUUCUCUGCAAAUCGGGUCAGCUAAGAUUUGCCCGAAACGUCGUCGAUUCGAUGCCGAAAUUCGGCUUUUCCCCUGACGUCGUGACUUACAAUUGUUUGGUUGAUGGGUUCUGUAAGAAUCUUGAUGUUGAAGAAGCUUGUUUCGUAGUUAGUAAAAUGCGAAUGGGGAAAUGUGGGCCUGAUUUAGUCACGUUUAAUACACUGUUUAAUGGGUUUUCCAAGACGAGAAUGGAGAGAGAGGCGUUUGUGUACAUGGGCUUGAUGUGGAAAUGUUGUUUGCCUAAUGUGGUUACUUAUAGUACUUUUGUUGACAUGUUUUGUAAAGUUGGGAAUUUUGAUUUGGGUUAUAAGGUGUUUAGGGAUAUGGUGAAUGCCGGGGUGUUGCCGAAUUCAGUUGUUUUUACUGCUUUGCUUGAUGGUUAUUGUAAAGCCGGGAAUUUGGAUAUCGCGUUCGAGUUGUUUGUGGAGAUGAAGAGAUCUUCGGUUUCGCCUAAUGUCGUUACCUAUGCUGCUCUAGUUGACGGUUUUUGCAAACGAGGGGCGUUGGAAAGAGCGGAGUCAUUGUUUUCUAAGAUGUUGGAAGAUGGGGUUGAGCCUAAUUCCGUUGUUUACACAUCGAUCAUAGACGGGCAUUUUGUGAAAGGAAACGUAGAUGAUGCUGUGAAGUAUAUGACUAAAAUGUGUGAUCAAGGUCUGAGGCUUGAUAUGACCGCAUAUGAGGUCGUUAUUCGCGGUUUCUGUAAAAAUGGUCGGUUAGAUAAAGCAAUGGAGGUUAUGAGAAGUAUGACUGAGAGUGGAUUGUUUCCAGAUAAGAUCAUGUUAACCACCGUUAUGGAUGCACAUUUUAAAUCCGGCGAUUUAAAAAGAGCUUUGGAGGUCUACAGGGAGAUAUUGUUUAGAGGUUUUGAACCCGACAUUGUAACUCUUUCGAGCAUAAUGGAUGGAUUAUCCAAGAAGGGGCAUCUUCAAGAGGCUAGAGGCUAUUUAUGCAGGGAGAAGGCCAAUGAAAUCUCGUACACGGUGCUUAUUGAUGGGAUGUGCAAAGAAGGGCACUUUGGUGAAGUUGAAAUGGUUUUCAGGGAGAUGUCCGAGGCGGGGUUUGUUCCCGACAAGUAUGCCUACACUUCUUGGAUUGCUGGGCUAUGCAAGCAAGGAAAGUUGGUGGAGGCUUUUGUGCUGAAGAAUCGAAUGGCUCAAGAAGGAAUUGAACCUGAUUUAUUAACUUAUAGCUCCCUAAUAUUUGGUUUAGCAAACAAAGGGCUAAUGGUUGAAGCCAAACAGGUUUUUGAUGAUAUGUUGAAAAGGGGUAUUUCUCCUGACUCUGCUGUCUACGAUAUUCUAAUCAGAGGCUAUCUCAAGGAAGGUAAUGAAGUUGCAGUUUCGGGUAUGCAUGAUGAAAUGAGAAAAAGAGGAAUUAAAGUUCCAGUUGGCAAAGUAGACAGUGAAGAAAUUUAGGUCCCGUUUAUUCUAUAGAUUCAAUCACAAUUUAAACGUUUUUGUUAGAGUGUUUUUUCUCACGAAAAUUUGACUUUUCGUCAAAACAUUCUAUUCUAACCUAUAGUUCGUACUCAGCCACUAUGCCAUGGAAGGAUGCAAAUAGAUGUUGUAUGAGGUAACUGUAACAAGGGAUGGUCAAGGGCAUAAGUUGAGCCGACUACUAAAGUACUAAUCUUAUAUAAAUCGGCUGACAAGAAAGUGUAAGGCUGAUGGACGACAUUAUUGGUCAAAGAACCAAGCGAUGCCUCUUUGAUGCAUGCUUUCAUGGCUGCAACUGUC